Vicia villosa (hairy vetch) is the source of this 843-nucleotide messenger RNA. RefSeq lists its product as uncharacterized. The record is from RefSeq and is a predicted model, not a curated record. The transcript is spliced from 3 exons. Lineage: Eukaryota; Viridiplantae; Streptophyta; Magnoliopsida; Fabales; Fabaceae. The coding region runs from base 304 to 699 and encodes 131 amino acids.
CUUUGUACGUUCAAUCGUCUCAGCUCUCUCUCAUAUUGAAGCUUUGGUCUUGUAAUUUCAGCUUCGGUUUCAGAAUUCUGAUAUUUGUUUCCUUCCUUGUUCAGAUUCCCGGCCGUUAACCCUUUCGUUCCGUCGCAAAUCUGAAAUCCAGAAGUUUCGCAAUCAGGUUUUCUGCUGCUCCGCAAUCUGCAGCUCCGCAUUCGCCCGUUUUGUUCGAUUCUUCUAUUCCACAAUCCUCCAAUUUUAAGGUAAUACUGUGAUUUCGUUUUUCACAACAUUGAUUUCUGAUAACUGUUACGGUUUAUGAGAUUCAGAUUAGCCUUAAGCUCCAAUUUUCAGAUAGAUGCAGUUAUGUCGUCAGAGAAGGAAGCCUUAAGCUCCAAAGAGAAACGCAGGCUAUCAUGCACUGCUCACUUUGAUGCCCUCUGGUUCUGCUACUUUUGUGUGUUUAAUGUGUGCAGCCCCAGUUCAAUUCAUCAAAUGCAGCAGUAUUACAGACUUGGUGUUCUUGAUAACUGCUCUGGUAAAUGGAAAGCAAUGGUUGACUGCUUAAUGCUCAAGACCAAACCCACUUCUCAACUCCAGGAAAUCCUCGAAGCUCAAGAGAAAUCAAACCCACACAUAUGGAAUUUCAGAACACGAUAUGAAGCUUCAAAAUACUGGCAAGAACGAUAUGGUCAUUUAGACAGACCUGAAUGAGGAAAAUCCUUGGUUCCUUUAUCUUCAUUCACUGUGUUGACCGCUUAAAUAUUGACCAUAGGUUGUUAAGGUGAAGAUAUAUAUAUAUAUAUAUAUAUAUAUAUAUAUAUAUAUAUAAAGUUUUUUAAAAUUCAGAUAAAAUUA